AUGCCCGCCCCGAAUCAGGCGUUUCGUGGCGCCUCGCUCUACUCUGGCAUCUUUGACACUGCUGAACCCUCAAAGGAAUCACAGCAGGAUACAUCCCAAUCGCAAGCACCCUCGGCGAGCACCUCACAACUCGUGGAAAGCGAUUUCCCCUCGACCUCGAUCAAAGAUGCAGCAGCUAGCGCUGCCAGUGAUGCGGCUGGUCCGUCCAAGACUUCAGGUGGCACAGGCUGGUCUGCCGCGCUCCGUUUCGCACCACGUCGCACAGCUGCUUCUGCAAAGGCAAAACCAAGGCCAAACGUCGCAUUUGUAGCCUCGUUCGCUCCCGCCGCGCCCUCAGGAGCAGACACUGUCGAGCCUCCGAAAGGCUCCCUGAGCCGCGCACCUGGAGCUGGCCCGAAAGCAUCCUCAUCCGCCAGUGCUUCUGCUGCCACCGAACCCGUCGCAUCGGAGUCUUCUACUGCAGACGCAGACAAGUCAUCUGCCGCUCCCGACAAAGCUGCAGUCAGAACGCUCGCUGGUCUUGCUAACUCGGAUCUCAAACUCACCGCCUUAGCCUUGCCCCAUUCGGAAACAGACGACGAAUGGCUCAGUUCACAGCUCGAGAAAUAUCCCGUAUCGGAGCCACCGCCAUUCACCCUGCCGCCUCAGGACAUCGAACGAGACAAGGCGCUUGCUCGCAAAGCCGCUGAGGCUCGUGGGGAUGUUCGCCACAACUACGAUGACGUGGACGCCGGAGAGGACGAAGACGCGGACGUCAACGGCUUCUUGUCGACCAAUGCAGGUAAACGUGCUGCAAGAAAAAAGAAGAAGCGCAAGCGUGGCACGUCUCCGCCCGGUGGACCCAACAUGAACGCCGAGUACGAUCCGCGCGUUCCGAACGACUAUAUGGCGUACAAGCAGCUGGUCCACGAGAGGCGCAAGGCCGAACUUGAGUUUCAGCAGUGGCAACGGGAGCAAGAGGGGCGAGUCUAUGACGAGCAAGAAGAAGAAUGCGACCAUGACGAGCGUCGUUGGCCUGAUGACGGCCAGAGAGAGGGGUCGACACGUUUCAAUCAGCCUUUAUCGUCAGCAUCGCUCCAUGGACAGAACAAUGACGCCCAGAAGGAAGAAGCGACGCCGAGUAGGACAAUGCAACCGUUGACCGGAGAAGAAGCGUAUGCUCGUCGUAUAGCCAUGUCUGCCGCUGCAUCCUCCAGCAACGCGAGUGAUGCCGUAGCGGCGACAGCUCCGUCGAGUGGCGAGGAAGCGUACCAGAGGAGAGUCGCGAUCACAAACGCGGCUACGGGAGAAGAAGCGUAUCUACGCAGGCUUGCCAUGUCGCAAUCUUGUCCGCCUCGCCCACUGCCUGGUCCGCCUCGCCCACUGCCUGGUCCGCCUCCUGGUCCACCGCCAGGGCCCCCGCCAUCACGACCGCCAUUACCUGCUGCCGGCGAGCCGUCGACGACCUCUGCAUCCGCAUCGCUGACAGCCCGUCAAACCGCAGCAGCAGCCAUCGCCGCGCGGCUAAGCUCCGUCCAAGCACCCAUCGCCUCCAGCGCCUCGCCCUCCACCUCGGAACCAUCGGAUCCCACCACGUUCGCGUCGCGCCUCAUGACGUCGUACGGCUACGUUCCGGGGAGCGGGCUGGGCGCUUCGGCCAACGGCAUGCUCGAGCCGCUCACCGUCGCGUCCUCCGCCUCUACUCGAGGACGUGGGCGGAUCGUCAACGGCGCGCAGUCCGCACUCGCGCAAGCGGAAGCGGUGCAGUACGGCAGCGCGACGGCAUCGCGUGUGGUUGUGCUGCUUAACAUGGCGUCACCGGCGGAUCUGCAGCCCGACAACAAGCAGGAGCUCGUCGACGACGUCGCCCACGAGUGCGCCAAGUUCGGCAUCGUCCAGCGCGUGCUUGUGCAUCAGGCGCAGCAGGCGCAGCAGGGGACGGCAGACGUGCGUGUGUUUGUCCAGUUCACGGGCGAGGCCGGCGGUUGGAAGGCCGUCCGGAAUCUGCAGGGCAGAUGGUUCGAGGGCAAACAGGUGCAUGCCUUCUACUAUGAUCCCGUCGCAUUCGAGCAGGCAGAGUACGACUUACCGCUGCCACGACCAAACACGCACACAUAA
Molecule: messenger RNA, 2097 nt
Organism: Sporisorium graminicola
Lineage: Eukaryota; Fungi; Basidiomycota; Ustilaginomycetes; Ustilaginales; Ustilaginaceae
Exons: 3
Coding region: 1-2097 (698 amino acids)
Biological process (GO): mRNA cis splicing, via spliceosome
Cellular component (GO): precatalytic spliceosome
Molecular function (GO): nucleic acid binding
Source: RefSeq, a predicted model, not a curated record